Messenger RNA from Ceratotherium simum simum (southern white rhinoceros), 1307 nucleotides. RefSeq names its product endoplasmic reticulum protein 29 (gene ERP29). Gene Ontology annotation, biological process: protein secretion. Gene Ontology annotation, cellular component: endoplasmic reticulum lumen; endoplasmic reticulum. The record is from RefSeq and is a predicted model, not a curated record. NCBI's taxonomy places the organism in Eukaryota, Metazoa, Chordata, Mammalia, Perissodactyla, Rhinocerotidae.
AUUUCCCCGCCCCUCACGUGGCUCCGCCCUCCCACUUAGGCCGCCGGGAGCUUCCCGGAGUUGUACACGUGCGCGCACUCGAGACGGCCCUCCUAGUCACGUGACUCCCGGCUCCGCGCCGUCUCAACUCCAGUCUUCCCAAGUCGUACUGCCAGAGUCUGGCGUUAUGGCUGCCGCCAUGUCCUGCGCCGCUUCUCUCGCCGCACUGUUUCCCCUUCUGUUCCUCCUGCUCCUGUCCGCCCCGCAUGGCGGCAGCGGCCUGCACACCAAGGGCGCCCUUCCCCUGGAUACAGUCACUUUCUACAAGGUUAUCCCCAAAAGCAAGUUCGUCUUGGUGAAGUUCGACACCCAGUACCCCUACGGUGAGAAGCAGGAUGAGUUCAAGCGUCUGGCUGAAAACUCGGCCUCCAGCGAUGAUCUCUUGGUGGCAGAGGUGGGGAUCUCAGAUUAUGGUGACAAGCUGAAUAUGGAGCUGAGUGAGAAAUACAAGCUGGACAAAGAGAACUACCCAAUCUUCUACCUCUUCCGGGAUGGGGACUUUGAGAACCCAAUCCUGUAUAAUGGCGCGGUUAAGGUUGGAGCCAUCCAGCGCUGGCUAAAGGGGCAUGGGGUCUACCUAGGUAUGCCUGGUUGUCUGCCUGCAUAUGAUGCCCUUGCUGGGGAGUUCAUCAGGGCCUCUGGCGUGGAGGCCCGCCAGGCCCUCUUGAAGCAGGGUCAGGAGAACCUUGCAAGUGUGAAGGAGACUGAGAAGAAGUGGGCUGAGCAAUACCUGAAGAUCAUGGGGAAGGUCUUAGACCAAGGUGAGGACUUCCCAGCAUCAGAGAUGACUCGGAUCACCAAGCUGAUUGAGAAGAACAAGAUGAGUGAUGGGAAGAAGGAAGAGCUCCAGAAGAGCUUAAACAUCUUGACUGCCUUCCAGAAGAAGGAGGCGGAGAAGGAGGAGCUAUAAAAAGGCACUCCAGGGUUUGGCGGGGUGGGGAGGGGAGAGUUACCUGCUGGCUGUGAGACCCUCCUGGUAUAUAAGGGAGUGGUGGGAAAAGUGGCACUAAACCAGAAAUCUGAGGGUGCCUGCACAUUGAUGCUGAUGUGACCAUGCUUGGGAUAUCUAUAGCCAGUCUGGGUAUAGCUGGAACACUUACUCAGAUGGCUUGUGAAAUCGCUCUCAGAAGGAAUUGGUACUAUAAAGAAGAGUGUAUGGCCCAGGUCCUUGACAGGUGUAAUUCUAAUCCAAUUAAAGUUUCCAUGUUUUGGUUAAGUGGACCUGAAGCCAUUCAGUUGUCUUUUACAAAUUAUACUUUGGCCUGUGA